AUGGCGGAAAGACCUAUGUGGGAGCAAAUUGGAACAAGUUUUGUACAGCUGUAUUAUCAACAGUUUGAUACCAAUAGGGAACAAUUAGGUGCCCUUUAUACAGAUGCUUCCUGUUUGUCUUGGGAAGGCCAGCAGUUCCAAGGAAAAGCUUCAAUUAUGGAAAAAUUGAUGACUCUUCCUUUCCAAAAAAUUCAGCAUAAUAUAACAUCCCAGGAUCAUCAGCCAGCUCCUGACAAUUGUAUCCUUAGUAUGGUUGUUGGCCAAUUGAAGGUAGACAAUGAUCCAGUAAUGGGAUUCCACCAGAUGUUUGUUCUCAAAAACAUGAAUGACAAAUGGGUUUGUUCUAAUGACAUAUUUAGGUUGGCUCUGUAUAAUUUUGCCUGA
This is a messenger RNA of Thamnophis sirtalis, 384 nucleotides long. The record is from RefSeq and is a predicted model, not a curated record. Lineage: Eukaryota; Metazoa; Chordata; Lepidosauria; Squamata; Natricidae.